Messenger RNA from Odontomachus brunneus, 1182 nucleotides. Its product is annotated as proline-rich protein HaeIII subfamily 1-like. The record is from RefSeq and is a predicted model, not a curated record. Bases 1 to 1182 code for a protein of 393 amino acids. The transcript is spliced from 3 exons. NCBI's taxonomy places the organism in Eukaryota, Metazoa, Arthropoda, Insecta, Hymenoptera, Formicidae.
AUGGGUACACCGAGUACGAUUCAGCGGCAGCUGAACGAAGCUUACGAGCUCGUCCGCAUCAAUCUGGCGCGGACCUUUCAGCACCAGAAGCACCACUACAACCUACGGCAUCGAUCCUGGCGUCCCCAGGUGGGGGAUCAGAUAUGGGAACGCGACCACCCGUUGUCCGAUAAGAAACGGGCCUUCAACGCAAAGCUUGCACCCAAAUAUACGGGCCCCAUGGAGGUGCGACGGAUCAUCUCCACGGUCAUAGCCGACCUCCGGGAUAAACAGGGGCACUGGUAUCGGGGAAUUCAUGUACGGGACAUGAAACCCGCCAGCCGCGACGAACGAAGCAGCGACAAACCCCAGGGCCCGGAGACCCCGCGAGCCGGCCCUGUACGUGCCGUGCACCGACCAGUAAGUUUGCCGCACGCCGCUAAGCGGCGCUCGCCGGGCACGUACUCGCAGGCAAAUAUCCAGAACAGAGGGCAAACGCCACAUGGCAGCGCUUGCUGGCCGGAACCGGAGCACGGGAAGCCCCCCCCGGCCGAAGCUCUGACGCCGCCCGUAGGCGCGCUCGCCCGGCCACGGGUGGGGACGUCGAUCCAGAGCUCCCGCGACGCCGGCGAGCGGAAGCUACUGGCAUUGGUCGGGUACGCACCCCCGCCACCCACCGGGCGCCCCAGGGGCCAGCCCCACGUCCGGCCCGUGGGAUGGGCAACCGGCAACCGACCGCCGACCACGCCGUCAACCUCGGCUCGCUCAGGCCCGAGAAUCCUUCGGGAGGAGACACCGAACCGUAGGGUGGUCCUACAGACGCCACCAGUCCUCCGGGCACCACACGCCACCUGGCGCACCCCCGCAGAGGUCGGGACCGCUGGCCCCCCCACUUACAACACCACCGGCGCCACCACCACCAGCGCCACCAGCAACGAAAGGACGGGUAGGCGCCCCCCGACGACGACGUGCCGGGCUUCAUCGCCGAGCAGGCCACCGUCCAAUAGCAGAAGGGAGGAACCUCCGGCCGCGUCUGGGAUAGCGGAGGUCAACCCGAAAGACGACGCGGCCCAGAGCCCAAAUCGCGGCCUGCCGCCACCGCGACCGCUCACCACCCCGGGUUGCACCGGCAACACCGAUCGCGCGCGCCUCGGGGACAGUGUAGAUCCCCACUCCCUGUACGCAAUAAACUCAAGGCAAUAA